AGCGCCGUGAGCCACAUGAACAGGAUGCUGGAGCUGUACGCGAGCAUGGGCGCCGGGGUGGGCGCCGCGCUGCUGCCGGAGGGCGCGCCGGCCCUGGCCUGCGCCGCCAGAACAGAGCUGAGCGCGAGCAUCAAGCGCGAGAAGAUCGUCGAGAUCUGCGAGGGCUGCGGUCAGAAGAUCCAGGACCGGUUCUUGAUGCGCGUCGGCGAGCUCUCCUGGCACGAGCACUGCCUGGGCUGCUGCGUGUGCGGCUGCCCGCUGGCACACUCCUGCUACACACGCAACGCCAAGCUCUACUGCAAGCCAGACUACGAUAGGUUGUUCGGUGUGAAAUGCACGAGGUGCGGGGACCGGCUGCUGCCGCAGGAGAUGGUGAUGCGCGCGCAGCAGCACGUGUUUCACAUUCAAUGCUUCGUGUGCGUAAUGUGCUGCCAGCCACUGCAGAAGGGCGAGCAAUACGUCAUCAGGGCUGGCCAGAUAUUCUGUAGGCAGGACUUCGAGAAAGAAAUGUACCUGAUGCAGCACGCGGAAGACGAUAUGAUCAUCGACGAUUCGGAGCGGCCGCGGGACGGCCGGCGUGGCCCCAAGCGACCCCGCACUAUCCUCACGUCCGCGCAGCGGAGGCAGUUCAAGGCAUCGUUCGAAGUCAGCCCGAAGCCGUGCCGCAAAGUGCGAGAAGCGCUCGCCAAAGACACCGGCCUCAGCGUUCGAGUUGUGCAAGUUUGGUUCCAGAACCAGAGGGCCAAAAUGAAAAAGAUUCAAAGAAAAGCCAAACAGGAAGGCGAUAAAAACAAUGAAAAAGACAAAGAUAAAGAUGAAAAGAAUAUAAAGCAAGAGUCGCCAUCCAGUGAACACGGCAACUAUCUGGGAAUGGAUAGUUCCUAUUCGGCUUCAAGUCAACCAUUGAACCCGAACCUGCCCUACUCGCCAGAUGAUUACCCUGCUCAUUCCGGCGAUAGCUUCUGCAGCUCCGACAUAUCGCUGGACGGCAGCAACUUCGACCAACUAGACGAGGGCACCUCCGAUACCCUCAGCCUGCAGAACCUCGAAGUGCAGCAGCACCCGCACUCGGCGCACCCGGCACACGCCGCGCACGAGCCGCUCAACCUUGGCGCCGGUGCCCUCGUCAACCCCAUCGACAAACUCUACCUCAUGCAAAACUCUUACUUCAGCACGGACCACUGAUUUAACUGCAACGCCGGCGCUGCCGCAACCACACCAUGAAGUUCCUUUGCGGUUGUUCAUCUCAUGGGUAAAACGAAACCACAAGCUAAGAGGCUUCCACAUAAGCAAAGUUGUAGAAGUGUGUAGUAAGUUACAUCGUGUGCCUUGCUUGCUCAUUUCCCGCACUUUGAUCUAAGCAAAUUAAUGCCGAAUGUAGCUGCGCGCAGAAACUUUACCGAUGACUCUCCUACCCACUAUCAUCCAACCGCAACUCGCUUACGUUCCUCGCCUUAGUACCGCCAUCAGUUAACGCCUCACGUCUUUAGCUCAUCGGUAAAGCUUCCGCGCACAAGUAAUCUGUUAAAUCACCAAUUUUAUAUAUCGAUACAGACAAAAUACAACAAACACCUAAUGUAAAUAUUUCCGUACAUAAUACAGUAUGCGCAUGUAACAAACAUGAAAUGAACAUUUUCAUAAAAGCCUGACCAGAAACAUAGAACACCUCGCCAUGUCAUGUCAUUUUAAAGAUAUAUAAGCUGUCAUAGCGUUGACAUUGUUGAUUGUCGUCGAGGUAUGAAAGCAUGGCGGGUGGGCGCGGCGCGCACAUGAUAAGUGCUAGAUAACCUCCCUCAGUCAUUGAUUAAAUUUGUAUUAAAAUGUGUGCAGCGCAUCUGUCGGCAGUAAACUACACCAACAAAUCUCAUACUAAAGCGAUUGACACAAUAUCCCACGUGCUCGACCCACACUUUACUUUGAUGUUUUGUGGUAGAACACCAUGGAGACUGCGGCUCCUACAUGACAGGGUUGGUAUAUCACAAGAUUUGUUUGAGAAAGUUCGGUUAUUUUAAUAAUACGAUGGAAAUGUGGAGUAAUCUUAUGUAAAUAUUAGAUCUUACGUAAAAGUUAAAUUAGAAAUGCGACUAACAAAGGCGGGUAGCUACUUACUGGAAUUCAAAUUAACUUGUACGCUGUACCGGUUUUACAAAAUGUUUUAAAUAUAUAAGUGAUCGAUGUUUCUAGUCAUUUGAUGUUGUCAUAAUGUUAAGGAGCGAACACGUAUAUAUGUCGAGGCAAGGACAUGGGCUUACGGGGGUAAAGGCGCAGAGGUAAAGGGGCAAGGGGGUGGGGGGAGGUUGCUAGUGAAAUACAUGCAGCUGAAAUGUCCAUGACAAUAUAGGUAAAGUGACAAAAAAAAGAAAAACUGACUUCCAAUUAAUUAUUUUCAAACGUAACAUAAUAUUUUUUUGCAAUAAUUCUCAUUUUUAUAAAUACAUUAUUGGAUAAGUUUACACGCCAGUAAUUGAGGUAAAGUUUGUGACACGUUUAAUGUUGUGUAGUGGAGAGCAAGGUAAUACAUAGACGCUGCUAAAAAGGCGCAGAAACACUUCACAUUAUUGUUUCCUUUCUAUAUAUCGAGCUAAAAAGUGUUGCACAAAGUAUCAAUAGCUUAAUAACAAAGAUUUUAUUUAUAUUGUAAAUAUGAAUGCAAAAAUGUAAAUGCCUUCUGUGUGGAAAUUUUGUAUGAAAUGUAAAUAUGUUUUAUGUUAAUUUAGAUUCCAUCUCUAAUUACACAUUAAACGAUUUAUCCCUGUAAAAAUAUUGUCACUAUUGUUUGUUACCUCCGUUUUGUUAAAGAUGAAUAAUAAGAGUAACGAGGUCAUGUUUUAUUCAGUCAUAUUGGUCUCAGAAAGCAACGAUUAAUGUUAAACAUUUCGUUUAUUAAUACAUAAUAUGUAUUGUAAUUAUUGUGUCUGUCUAGUCAACGACGUGAUCAGUGAAAUAUAUUAUUUAUUUAUUUAGAAAAAAAAG
Molecule: messenger RNA, 2973 nt
Organism: Papilio xuthus (Asian swallowtail)
Lineage: Eukaryota; Metazoa; Arthropoda; Insecta; Lepidoptera; Papilionidae
Gene: Lmx1a
Product: LIM homeobox transcription factor 1 alpha
Exons: 4
Coding region: 16-1185 (389 amino acids)
Biological process (GO): neuron differentiation; regulation of transcription by RNA polymerase II
Cellular component (GO): nucleus
Molecular function (GO): DNA-binding transcription factor activity, RNA polymerase II-specific; RNA polymerase II transcription regulatory region sequence-specific DNA binding
Source: RefSeq, a predicted model, not a curated record